Molecule: messenger RNA, 1098 nt
Organism: Andrographis paniculata
Lineage: Eukaryota; Viridiplantae; Streptophyta; Magnoliopsida; Lamiales; Acanthaceae
Product: putative F-box protein At1g32420
Exons: 2
Coding region: 1-1098 (365 amino acids)
Molecular function (GO): protein binding
Source: RefSeq, a predicted model, not a curated record
AUGGCGGAACAACUCCAUCGUGCAUUAGUUCCGUCUGAUCUUGUAGAGCUCAUUCUCAUGCGACUUCCUGUCGAGUCUCUCCUCCGAUUUAAAUCCGUCUCCAAGUCAUGGAAUGAUACGAUCUCCAGCCGGGAAUUCGCCCUUGCGCAUCUCCACCAAUCCAAGAAUAAUCCAUCGUCGUCGUCACAUCGAAACAUGUUUCUUUCCCAGUCCCUUCGUAAUAAAAAUAUAUACAGCCUCUCUAGAUUAAUGGAAAACAAUAAAUGGAAGCGAUUGCCGAAAUACUACUUUCGGCUGAGAAACCAAUCUUGCUGCCAUGGCCUAAUGCUCGCUUAUUCGAGGAGCUUUUCUCGAGUAAUCAUCUGGAAUCCAUCAGCCAGAAAGUAUACAGAUUUGGGAUUUCCUUUUCAGAAUCGCAGGCAAGUCGAGUGCGGCAUCGGAUUCGAUCCAUUAUCGGAUGAUUAUAAAAUAGUCGCCCACGAGCCAUUUACAGAACCGUACACCUUGAUUCCAUCGACGAUACGGUACACCGUGUUUGACAAUAGAAACCGGCGUUGGAACGAGUUGAAAACUACGGUGAUGGCAUUAAUGAGAGGAGAAAUGACCGAAAUCGAUCGUUACUAUAUUAAAAUAAAUUUCUUCAACAUAAGGGACGAGAAGUUUUACAAAAUUAUGUACAAAACAGGGCGAGGAUCGAGAACCGGUAGUACUUCUUAUUGUCUCGUUGAUUGUUCGUCAACUCACUUUUGCAUGCUCAUUGGAGACGCGUGCCAUGACAAAUGCCGUGUUGGAUGGAAGAAAACUGGCGGCGAAUGGACGGAGUUUGAUGAUCUGUCGAUUCCGUGGAUGGAAUUAUGGAUGAAGUCUACCGACACUUGGGAUCUGAGGAAGGUUUUGCGUCCGGAAAAUAUGUGCAAGAUGUACUUGGCCGACUACGACGAUGAUAGAGAGCUUAUAUUCAUUAUUUGUCACCGCUAUAAAACAUGUUUUAUAAUUUAUAAUUUGACUCAAAAGAAGUGUAGAGUGAUUUUAAAGCCGAAAUUUAUGUCUUCUGAAUGUCUUUGGAUGGGACAUUUAGAUAAUCUCUUUUUUAGUUAG